AUGCAGACCCGAGUCCCGCAGCAAGAUGCGACGCAACAGCUGUGUCCAAGAAGCGAGCAAUCGCCUGAUGUCGAAUCGAAUCAAGUACCCAGUGGUUCACCUGACGACAUGCAUCUGUCAAGCAGAGAUCCAACUUGUUCCAAUACCAAUCACGCUAUAGCAGAGAGUGAUGGUGCCCGUAAUGAAGCUCUUGGUGAAGAAACAACUGUACCUGCAAGCCCAAGAGCUUCCAACAUGCGAAAGAAUGUCGUCAGUCCCGUUUUGUUUAUACAAAAAUGGGCGCGGACGCAUUUACCUCGGGACGCGCCAACGACUCAGCUACGGAAGAAGCUCGCAGAAGCUACAAUAAAAACGCACCGUCAGCUUAAGUUUAUACCCAGGAGUCAUGUCAAAAAAAUUGUUACAGCUGAAGCAGUACAGAUCGAGCUCGACAGGUCAAACUAUCCAACCUUUCGGAGAACUCACAGAGACCCAGUUACUACCGAAGACUAUUCAGCAUAUAGAAAAAUCCUUGCCAUCUUGUACCUCAUUAAGAAGCCAUCUAAGAUCCGGAUGUUUGUCCAAUAUGGUGUCUGCGACAAAGAUCUCCCACUAGUCAAAUGCAACAGCUCGAACAAUCCCCAUUGUUCCCCUGAACUGAGAAGUCGAAACAAUCAUCUGGCACAGCCUAUAAUUUUCAGAAGACGAGACUACGCGGAUGAUUUUCUUGAAAAACAGUGGACAGUUCUCGCUCCUGUAUUUACUAAGAGUGAAGAGGACCGCAAUGCACACAUAGUUCUUGAAUCUGACGCAAUCUUACCUUUUAUCUCCCGAUCUGAAGUCACACGGCAAGGUGGGUUUGGUGACGUCUACAAGACUGAAAUACACCCUGACCAUCAUAGUCUGGGUAUGACUAGUGGAAAUGUCUUCGCUAUCAAAGAAUUGAAGUCAAGUGAUCAGGAAGCAUUUAAUCAAGAAGCUACUGUGCUCGGCAGAAUUUCAAACAAGCGUCAUGCUCACAAACAUCUGAUCACUCUAUUAACCACUUUCCAGCACGGCAAAAAGUUUCAUUUCAUAUUCCCAUGGGCGGAGGCUGAUCUUUUUGAACUCUGGAGACGCCACGAAAACCCACCUGAUCGCGAGAUGAUGGGCGCAUGGAUCAUAGAGCAAUGUCGUGGUCUUGCAGAUGCUCUCAACAGCAUACACAGAUACGCGACGACAUCAGGAACAACAUUGUUCAAUGUCUUCCAUUUGACCGAACAGGUGGACAGCGACAAGAAAAAAAGACUCAUACGAACCGACAGUGCGGGCAGCGAUCGUCACCUCCGCAGUCUGUUUGGCCGCCACGGAGAUAUCAAGCCAGAAAACAUCCUGUGGUAUCCCUGUGAAAACUCCACGGGACGUCAUGGUGUUCUCAAAAUUGCCGAUUUCGGCGUGGCACGCUUCAACACUGUAAAUUCAUGGGAUGCCCAUAAGACUGGUCGAAUUCCCGACACAGAUACCUAUCGUUCACCUGAGAUGAAUCUCAACGGAAACCCGACUACAGCCUGCGAUGUUUGGGCCUUGGGCUGCGUAUUUCUCCAGUUCGUCACCUGGUAUUGUGGAGGCAACAAAUUGGUAGAAUGGUUUGGCAAGCGGCGUUUGGUGAAGGAUCUGCAAGCUGCCAACAUGAAGACCGACACCUUCUUCAUUUUGUAUGUGGAUCAAGGACAGAUAAAGGCUAAAGUCAAACCUGCUGUUGUAGAAAUAAUCGAAGCGCUACAGGGAUAUAAAACCUGCACACGCGAAUACAGAGAACUUCUGAACAUGAUCCAGCAAGACAUGUUAGUCGUGCAGCAACAAGCACCCACACAAGAGGAUAACAAUAAAUCAAAAUCCCAAGAGGCACUCUCUUCGAAUACACAUAGUCAAACUCGGUUGGGUGGUGUUCGAAGAAAGAGCUGCGGAGAUAUCUGGCGUAGAAUAGGUGAUAUUGAGUCUAUUCGCGACCAAGAAGAAGGAUUAACGCGGAUCGACACGUUUGUACCGGCAUCACCUGUUGCCGAGAGUCACUACAUGUGGUCUUCGAAAACUCAUCUGGCUAGUGCGAUGAAUGCACUUGAGAUAUCUUGA
This is a messenger RNA of Bipolaris victoriae FI3, 2091 nucleotides long. RefSeq lists its product as hypothetical. Gene Ontology annotation, biological process: peptidyl-serine phosphorylation; peptidyl-threonine phosphorylation. Gene Ontology annotation, molecular function: protein serine/threonine kinase activity; ATP binding. The transcript is spliced from 4 exons. Lineage: Eukaryota; Fungi; Ascomycota; Dothideomycetes; Pleosporales; Pleosporaceae. The record is from RefSeq and is a predicted model, not a curated record. Bases 1 to 2091 code for a protein of 696 amino acids.